This is a messenger RNA of Ostrinia nubilalis (European corn borer), 3438 nucleotides long. RefSeq lists its product as uncharacterized. NCBI's taxonomy places the organism in Eukaryota, Metazoa, Arthropoda, Insecta, Lepidoptera, Crambidae. Bases 1629 to 2297 code for a protein of 222 amino acids. The record is from RefSeq and is a predicted model, not a curated record. The transcript is spliced from 2 exons.
CAUAUACGAGAUGAAACUGGACGCGAACGUGGCGCGCUGGGCCGUGUCCGUGCUCAACCUCAGCCGCACCAAGCGCCAUCUCGACCGCGCCGUGCUGCUCGGCUUCUGGGAGACGCUCGACAAGUAAGUGUGCUCACCUGUCGCAUGUCACUAUCCCUAACACCGCGUCAUAUACGAGAUGAAACUGGACGCGAACGUGGCGCGCUGGGCUGUGUCCGUGCUCAACCUCAGCCGCACCAAGCGCCAUCUCGACCGCGCCGUGCUGCUCGGCUUCUGGGAGACGCUCGACAAGUAAGUGUGCUCACCUGUCGCAUCUCACUAUCCCUAACACCGCGCCAUAUACGAGAUGAAACUGGACGCGAACGUGGCGCGCUGGGCCGUGUCCGUGCUCAACCUCAGCCGCACCAAGCGCCAUCUCGACCGCGCCGUGCUGCUCGGCUUCUGGGAGACGCUCGACAAGUAAGUGUGCUCACAUCUCACUAUCCCUAACACCGCGCCAUAUACGAGAUGAAACUGGACGCGAACGUGGCGCGCUGGGCCGUGUCCGUGCUCAACCUCAGCCGCACCAAGCGCCAUCUCGACCGCGCCGUGCUGCUCGGCUUCUGGGAGACGCUCGACAAGUAAGUGUGCUCACCUGUCGCAUGUCACUAUCCCUAACACCGCGUCAUAUACGAGAUGAAACUGGACGCGAACGUGGCGCGCUGGGCUGUGUCCGUGCUCAACCUCAGCCGCACCAAGCGCCAUCUCGACCGCGCCGUGCUGCUCGGCUUCUGGGAGACGCUCGACAAGUAAGUGUGCUCACAUCUCACUAUCCCUAACACCGCGCCAUAUACGAGAUGAAACUGGACGCGAACGUGGCGCGCUGGGCCGUGUCCGUGCUCAACCUCAGCCGCACCAAGCGCCAUCUCGACCGCGCCGUGCUGCUCGGCUUCUGGGAGACGCUCGACAAGUAAGUGUGCUCACCUGUCGCAUGUCACUAUCCCUAACACCGCGUCAUAUACGAGAUGAAACUGGACGCGAACGUGGCGCGCUGGGCUGUGUCCGUGCUCAACCUCAGCCGCACCAAGCGCCAUCUCGACCGCGCCGUGCUGCUCGGCUUCUGGGAGACGCUCGACAAGUAAGUGUGCUCACCUGUCGCAUCUCACUAUCCCUAACACCGCGCCAUAUACGAGAUGAAACUGGACGCGAACGUGGCGCGCUGGGCCGUGUCCGUGCUCAACCUCAGCCGCACCAAGCGCCAUCUCGACCGCGCCGUGCUGCUCGGCUUCUGGGAGACGCUCGACAAGUAAGUGUGCUCACAUCUCACUAUCCCUAACACCGCGCCAUAUACGAGAUGAAACUGGACGCGAACGUGGCGCGCUGGGCCGUGUCCGUGCUCAACCUCAGCCGCACCAAGCGCCAUCUCGACCGCGCCGUGCUGCUCGGCUUCUGGGAGACGCUCGACAAGUAAGUGUGCUCACAUCUCACUAUCCCUAACACCGCGCCAUAUACGAGAUGAAACUGGACGCGAACGUGGCGCGCUGGGCCGUGUCCGUGCUCAACCUCAGCCGCACCAAGCGCCAUCUCGACCGCGCCGUGCUGCUCGGCUUCUGGGAGACGCUCGACAAGUAAGUGUGCUCACCUGUCGCAUGUCACUAUCCCUAACACCGCGUCAUAUACGAGAUGAAACUGGACGCGAACGUGGCGCGCUGGGCUGUGUCCGUGCUCAACCUCAGCCGCACCAAGCGCCAUCUCGACCGCGCCGUGCUGCUCGGCUUCUGGGAGACGCUCGACAAGUAAGUGUGCUCACCUGUCGCAUCUCACUAUCCCUAACACCGCGCCAUAUACGAGAUGAAACUGGACGCGAACGUGGCGCGCUGGGCCGUGUCCGUGCUCAACCUCAGCCGCACCAAGCGCCAUCUCGACCGCGCCGUGCUGCUCGGCUUCUGGGAGACGCUCGACAAGUAAGUGUGCUCACCUGUCGCAUGUCACUAUCCCUAACACCGCGUCAUAUACGAGAUGAAACUGGACGCGAACGUGGCGCGCUGGGCUGUGUCCGUGCUCAACCUCAGCCGCACCAAGCGCCAUCUCGACCGCGCCGUGCUGCUCGGCUUCUGGGAGACGCUCGACAAGUAAGUGUGCUCACCUGUCGCUUGUCACUAUCCCUAACACCGCGUCAUAUACGAGAUGAAACUGGACGCGAACGUGGCGCGCUGGGCUGUGUCCGUGCUCAACCUCAGCCGCACCAAGCGCCAUCUCGACCGCGCCGUGCUGCUCGGCUUCUGGGAGACGCUCGACAAGCACAUGAUGAAGAAUAAGCCGCAUCUUAGAUUCUAAGUCUGAAUAAGGGCCGAUUUUUCAAUUGCCAGUUAAUUUUUGUCUGAAGAAAAAAAGUUCAAUGUUUUACCAAAAACAUCAUACUUAUUCAUCAGAUAAAAAAUGCCUAGUUAUUGAAAAAUCGGCCCUUAGUAGUGUAUAAAAUAUAUCCUAUAGUUUUAUUAUAUUUUACCGUGUGAAUAUCCAGUAAAAAGCUUUUUAAAAGCAAAGCGAAUCUAAGUCAGAUGGUACCAUUUAGUGACUAUUUUGGCUCUUCAAUCCCACCUAUCAAGCCUUGACCGACUUAGAUCUGUUUAAACUAUGACUAAUUUUACUUUGAUUUGUAAAUGAACUGUAGUCUUAUUAGCAUUACUUUAAUGUUAUUAUUUAGUCGAAUUUUGAAAACGUCCAGUGUGAUAGCUAUGCAUACAUCGACUUAAGAAAACUUAGAGACAAUAGAUUGUUAAAUGUAUAUCUACAGAUAACUUUAACAUUGUACCUACGUCCUACAUGUUAAUUAGUUAAAACACUCAGUUGAAUGUAUCUGCAUACAGACAGUUAACACUUUUACCAAAAUACUUAAUUAAUGGUAUUGACAUGGUCAAAGAUCUGUGAUCUUUGUGUAAUUUCACAACAAUAAAUAUUGAUUGUUGAACAUACAACUGACUUUUAAUUUAAACUUACACCGAACUCUUAUUCUAAGUAAGGUUUAAAAGGAACUACUUUUCAUGGGUUUUUAUCAAAUAAGAACGCUAUCAUUUAUUUUAAGUCGUCUUUAUUUAAAAUUUCAUUUCAUUCAAUGGUAGUGUAUAACAAUAAAUAUUUAAUUUCUGUUCUCUUUCAGAGAUAAGUACAUAGAUAAAGUAGGUUACAUUUAUGUAGUACAUAUUCAUUCAUUGAUAUUUCUGUACACAAAAUAAAACCAUUAGUUUUACCCAUAACAAUAUCACAUCGUUAGAGGUGUGUACUUAUUAUGUGCCCGUUUUUUUCGUAAAACAAUACAUAUAUUAUUAUAUUCAUCGCUGUUUACGCGAAUAGUUAACUCUACAGGCAACGCAUCAACUAAGCACAUUGUUACUAUACGUAACUUCACUAACCCAUAUAUUAAUUGAGUUUUCAAAAUAAUCUCUGACAAAAUUAUAA